UGCAGCUGCAGUGCCACCUCUAGCAGUGAGCGUCGUUCAGACAGUCGAAGAAAAAAACAACAAAUAUUUGCAUGUGCAAUAAACCAAACGUAAAUAGCAUUUCGCCAACCACUGAGCCGUCGGGAAAAUGGCUGCGGCCGGAAGCAACGUCCGCUGCAUCAACUUCUACGAUUUGUGCCGCAUCUGCACGGACAGCAGCGAUCACAAGACGAACAUCUACUCGCCCGAGGGACGCGCCAAGAACCUGAGCAACAAGAUUCUUGAGUGCCUCUCGCUACAGAUCGAUGAGAAGGAUCGCUUGCCCAAGGUGGUGUGCGCCCAGUGCGUGCAGCAGGUGGAGCAGAUCCACGGACUUCGCGCCACUUGCCGCAACUCGCAGACGAUGCUGAGCAACUGCCUCAACAUCCGCCCGGCGCCGAGUAGCGAAAAGCUGUACAUCCGGGACGCGGUCGACGAGUCCGGCAAGAGCCUAAGCGUGACGCAGACGGCUUCAGCAGCGUCCGUCGGAGCUCAGCAGUCUGGAAAUCUCCUGAGCAGCAUCAUCCAGGCGGUGGGAAUGCAGCCCCAGCAGCAGUACACCAUCACGGUGGACAACGGGGUACAGCAGCAGCAACCUUUGCCGGAAGCGCAAGUCAAAACCGAGAGGCAGACUGCUUUGGAGGAGUUCAUCCGCCUCAAGCCGGACAUCAAGAUAACGCCGCUGGGGAAGAAGGAGGCUAUUACACCUGCCAAACCCCAGCAGCCUCCUCCUCUCCAACCGCAGACAGUGACGACUACAGUAAACACUCCCCAGUUGCAGCUACAGCCGCAGCUGGGAGAUCAACUGCAACCCCUCUGGCAACAGAUACAGCAGCUGCAACUGCAGCAGCAGCUACAGCAACUCACAAACCAGCUGCAGGCCACCACUCAGUUCACCGCCACCCAGGAGGAUGUCGGCAAUCCUGGCGACAGUAAAAAGCCGAAGUUGAACUUUGUGCUCUCUUCCCAAUCGGCGCCACAAUUCACCACCUCUCUGCCGCAGUUUACGGGAGGUCAGCCGCAGAUCCAGCUGCAGUUGAUGCCCGGUGGAGGUGGAGUGACGAAUGCGACGACAGCGUCGUCCCAGACGCAGUUUAAUGCCGCUGCUCUACUCUCUAGUCUGGCGGCUCCGCAAUCAGCUCCCAAUAUGCUCUCACCAAACAAAUGUUUUCUACCCAUCACCAUUCGGGACGAGAACUCCGACCAGCAGAUCGUGGCGCAUAUAGACACUAAAAACCUAGUGCUGCCCACCACCUACCAAGUACAGAUGAAGCUACAGCCUCAGCUGGCCACUGCCGACGGUCAGCCGAUUAUGCAGCUGACACCCACCUCCAUUCCGGCCACGCUGCAGUUGACACCGCAGACUCUGGGAAAUCCGGGAAGCAAUUUCCAGGGCACGGCUGUGGCGCAAACCCAGUUUCUGGCGCCGCAGCCUCAGCCUGUCCAACAACAACAACCGCUUACACAACUGCCUAACACGGCACAAGUGACCUCUCAGCAAAUCAUAAGAUCUCCACAGACCAGCACCACCAAUCCGCAGUUGGUGAUAAGGAACGUGACCAAUAUCCCAACGACUCCGACCACUCCCACGAGCACCAAAGAGGCGCCUGCUUUUAAGACUCCCCCGCCAAAGCAAAGACAAAUGCCAUCGCCGAAGAGCAAACCUCCAGUGGUCUCUCCCUCAGGAGGAAGCAUUACUCCAGCCACCAACGAAUUUAAGCGCCUGAUGGUCCAGGCAAAGCAGCAACCGCAGGCAAAGCAACAGCAGCCCGCAGGAGCCGCUGUACCCUCUCAGACAACGACCUCGGCCAAUCAGGCUGCCAUGCAGCGACUCUCCUCGAACACAACCAUCACUAAGGUAACCAAGCAGCCCGUUUCUGUGCCAUCACCGGCUCCAGCACCCACUCCCGCCAAGUUGCCCAUGCUAAACAAGCAGAAUAUCACCAUCAGUCGAAUCUCAAUGCAAACAGCGCCUAAGCCGCAAAUGAAGUCUCCUGCGGCAGCCGUUUCUCCUGCUUCCCAGCCCAUUCCUCUGCCCGUUCCCGCACUAAACCAAGCCCAGCCGCCUCCAUUGGCGUCGCAGCACAAGAAGGUCGUGCGCAAGCCACCCGAAAAUCAGGAAUCGCCCGGGCAGAAAGCGAAACCAGCGCGGUCACCCCAACAGAUUCUGCCUUCGCCAAAUCAGGAGGGGGAGGGGGGCUCUGCUAACGAUGCGUUUUUGCCACCCUCAUCCCUUACUUGUCCCACCUGCAAACGUGAGUUCAAGAAGAAAGAGCAUCUCACCCAGCACGUGAAGCUGCACGCGGGCUUGCGACCCUUCAAGUGCUCGGAGGAGGGCUGCGACAAGACCUUCAGCCGCAAGGAGCACCUUUCUCGCCACUUGAUCUCCCACUCGGGCCAAAAGAUGUACACCUGCGUCUGCAAGAAGCCCUUCUCGCGAAAGGACAACCUCAACAAGCACAAGCGGAUUCACACGCAGCCGGCCAACGAAACGCUUUACUGUUGCGAUGUUUGCAAUAAGAAUUUCGCCACCAAGCUGCACUACGAAAAGCAUCGGGAAAUGCACAAGAAAACUCGACCGGAGAGUGGCCGGCUGCUCCCGGCCACUUCUGCACCUGCCCAGGUCCGUAGCAAUGGUCAGGUUCCCAGUAAGGUUUACGAAAUCAAGCAACAACGCACUGCUCAGCAGCAAACGCAAACACAAACGCAGCCGGCGCAGAUCAUGCAUGUGGUAACCACCCAGGACCUGGCCGGAAACACCAUAACGAUCACCCAAGCACCCGACUCCAAUAUGCCUGCAUCGCUGGCCAAUUACGUACAGCUGGGCUUCUCCCAGUACCAGAAUUCCAGCACACCAGCCGCCAAGUAAUUAUUCUGAAAGCUCGAGAAGUACUCAAUUUUACCUCGUGUCCUAGUCCGCGAUCUGUUCCACCUCAUGGUCGCCAGUUCCUUAAUGCUUUUAAUUUUCGUUUAGUUUACUUUACCUCUUACUUUUUCUUUGUGCAAUAUUAUUUAUAAAACAUUUGAAGCGUGUUUUCACGUUUCAUUUAUUUCCUUAAUUUAUUUUGUCUGUGUUAUUCUGUUUUUAUUCAGUAAUUCGCAGCAGUUAUAUUAGGAUAAACACCUAAAGAGAGUGUUUGUGUAAAGUUUCCUAUUGUAAGGCAUUGU
This is a messenger RNA of Drosophila suzukii, 3186 nucleotides long. It is a transcript of the gene pad, whose product is annotated as poils au dos. The record is from RefSeq and is a predicted model, not a curated record. Gene Ontology annotation, biological process: regulation of transcription by RNA polymerase II. Gene Ontology annotation, cellular component: nucleus. Lineage: Eukaryota; Metazoa; Arthropoda; Insecta; Diptera; Drosophilidae. Gene Ontology annotation, molecular function: zinc ion binding; RNA polymerase II transcription regulatory region sequence-specific DNA binding; DNA-binding transcription factor activity, RNA polymerase II-specific.